AUGGCCAGCAUCUGCUCUUUUGCGGCGCAGGAAGGAACGGGAGACGAUUAUGCUGCCGCCUCAAUGGCUGUGGGAUAUGCUAGACGAGUUCGUGUAUCAGUUUCAGGAUGCCAGUCGCUGGCUACAGAGGCGGUGCAAGGCCCUUGCAGAUUCUCCGGAUCGGAAAAAGCUUCUCAGCGAGCUGGAAGGGGUAGCGUGUAUGCAUGUCUAGAGAGAUGGAUAUAUUCUACAUACGGAGUGUGCGUAUCGUGCAUAGGUGUAUAUGUAUAUGAACACAUGGUUCAACAGAGUGGGAUUAAGCAGAUGCUGCAGCAACAGCGUCAAGAUCCCAUCGGCACCAAAGGCAUCGAGUCAGAACUGGGCUAUCAGCUGGGUUACUUCGCGCUUAUUCUCCAGCUGAGACUUCACGUUCAGGUGGGGUUGUUUUACAGCGGCGUGGCUGCCGUAGAAGAUAUCGAAUUGAGCACGAAAGCCUUCUACUGGCGGGUCCCCGCGGCGCAUGCCUCCUUCCUCUUCCACCUAGGCUUCGCCUACAUGAUGCUCAGGCGGUAUCAGGAUGCAAUCCGUGUCAUGUCUCAGGCGCUGUUGAGUCUGUCUCGCCAGAGAGGACAGCUUGCCUCCGCUUCUAGCCUUCUGAACUCCUCCGUCAGCAGGGCAUCAGACCGCAUGCACGUGUUGUUGCUGCUCUGCACGAAACUGAGUGGCACAAAGCUCGACGACUCCAUCCACCAAGCGAUCAAAGAGAGAUACAGCGACAAAUUCUACAAAUUGCAGCAGGAAACUGAGGAGGCCUACUGUGAACUCUUCACAUGGGCGGCUCCCCGCUUCAUCGACCCUGCUGCGCCUCCCACGUAUGACGAUGAGGCCUUUGAGAAGUUUGUUUCUGGCCGAGCCGAGAUCAGACUCCGCGUCUGCAAGCUUUUCCUUAAGGAUGUGGAAAGCCGUCGCAAAGUGAACACGAUCAAUUCUUUCACGAAGCUGUAUCACAACAUUCCUCUCGCUAAGCUGGGACGCUUGAUGGACGAGAAUGCAGAGGAGCCAGAAUCGCGUGUUCGCGCCGAUCUGAUGACGGCGAAAUUGCGAAGUCACCAGAGGGUGUGGAAGAAUGGUUCCCUUCUUUCCGGAGAUCUGCAGCAGCCGCAUGUAGAGGGCGCGGUGGACUUCAAGAUCGAAGGCGACAUGGUCCACAAUCAGCAGACCCAGCGUGUCUUUGUCGAUUACUUCGUAAAGCAAAUUGAGAGGACGGAGAGUCUCAUUUCUGCGGUCCAGCAUGCUGUUAUUGCACCUGCUCCACAACUACAGACAAUGCAGCAGCAGCAGCAGGACAGCCCGAGUGGGAACAGAGAUCGGCGAAAGCCCCAAGCUGCCUUUUAG
Molecule: messenger RNA, 1374 nt
Organism: Cyclospora cayetanensis
Lineage: Eukaryota; Apicomplexa; Conoidasida; Eucoccidiorida; Eimeriidae
Product: eukaryotic translation initiation factor 3 subunit L
Exons: 9
Coding region: 1-1374 (457 amino acids)
Biological process (GO): translational initiation
Cellular component (GO): eukaryotic translation initiation factor 3 complex; cytoplasm
Molecular function (GO): translation initiation factor activity
Source: RefSeq, a predicted model, not a curated record